GCUCGCCUGGCCGCCGGCAGCGGUUUGCGGGCCCGCGCCGGGAGCUGUGUCCGUGUGGGCAGCGGGAGCCCGUCUGCACGAGCGAGGACGAGGAGAGCGAGGAGGAAGAGAGAGUGGACUUGGCAGAAAGCUCCUUGCUGAACAAGCUGAUCCACACGUCCCUCGUGGAGUCCAGCCAUCACGUGGAGAUCCUGCAGCAGGACCCCAGCUCGCCUCUCUUCUCCGUGAAAACCUUUGAAGAGCUGCGCCUGAAGAAGGAGCUCUUGCAGGGGGUUUACGCCAUGGGCUUCAACAGGCCGUCCAAAAUCCAGGAGACGGCUCUGCCGAUGAUGCUGGCACAUCCGCCCCAAAAUCUGAUUGCACAGAGCCAGUCAGGGACAGGGAAGACGGCAGCUUUUGUGUUGGCGAUGCUGAGCAGAGUUAAUGGUGCUGAGAGGUACCCGCAGUGCCUCUGCUUGGCUCCAACCUACGAGCUGGCCCUGCAGAUUGGACAUGUGAUCGAGAAGAUGGGGCAGUUUUGUGCCGACAUCAGGGUUACAUAUGCUGUCCAGGGAAACAGAGUUCUGCCAGGCGCCAUGCUGGAGGAGCAGAUUGUCAUCGGGACUCCUGGGACAAUGCUGGACUGGUGUUUCAAACGGAGAGUGGUGAAUAUGAAGGGAAUCAGCCUGUUUGUGCUGGAUGAAGCUGACGUAAUGAUCGACCAUCAGGGCUUCUCGUACCAAAGCAUUCGCAUUCAGAGGGCUUUACCUAGGGGCUGCCAAAUGCUGCUUUUCUCCGCAACCUUCAAGGAAACGGUGUGGAAUUUUGCAAUGCAAAUUGUCUCCAACCCCAUCAUAAUAAAGCUCCGUCAGGAAGAGCUCACCCUGAGCAAUAUCAGGCAGUACUACUUUGUGUGCAGGAACAGAGAGGAGAAGUACGAGGCCCUGUGCAACAUCUACAGCAGCAUCACCGUUGGCCAGGCUAUGAUAUUCUGCCAGACUCGCAGGAGUGCGGACUGGCUGUCGGUGGAGAUGAGCAAGGAUGGGCACAAGGUCGCCAUGCUGACGGCAGAGUUGACCAUAGUGCAGAGGGCCAAUGUGAUUCAGAGAUUCCGCGAUGGGAAGGAGAAGGUCCUCAUCACCACGAACGUCUGUGCUAGAGGGAUUGAUGUGGCACAAGUCACCAUAGUGGUGAACUUCAGCCUCCCUGUUAAUCAGCAGAAACAGCUGGAUUUUGAGACCUACCUGCACCGCAUUGGGCGAACGGGCCGCUUUGGGAAGAAGGGCAUUGCCUUCAACAUGGUGGAAAGGCAGACCACGUACCUCGUGCACAGUAUAGAGGAGCAUUUCCAGACCGAGAUCAAGAGGCUUGACCCAGAUGAGGAUGAGCUGGAGCAGCUGGACAACUGAGCAAAAUGUCAGGAU
Molecule: messenger RNA, 1403 nt
Organism: Cygnus atratus (black swan)
Lineage: Eukaryota; Metazoa; Chordata; Aves; Anseriformes; Anatidae
Product: ATP-dependent RNA helicase DDX25-like
Biological process (GO): poly(A)+ mRNA export from nucleus
Cellular component (GO): nucleus; cytoplasmic stress granule
Molecular function (GO): ATP binding; RNA binding; RNA helicase activity
Source: RefSeq, a predicted model, not a curated record